Molecule: messenger RNA, 939 nt
Organism: Amyelois transitella
Lineage: Eukaryota; Metazoa; Arthropoda; Insecta; Lepidoptera; Pyralidae
Product: protein Abitram
Exons: 3
Coding region: 380-904 (174 amino acids)
Biological process (GO): regulation of filopodium assembly; dendrite morphogenesis; regulation of actin filament polymerization
Cellular component (GO): lamellipodium; dendrite; nucleus
Molecular function (GO): actin filament binding; actin monomer binding
Source: RefSeq, a predicted model, not a curated record
UCAUCUUAGUUGAAAUGGACUAUAGUUUGCUCAAGUUGCCUCAAUUCAAAUAAAAAUAAAUCAAGAUUCUGAAAGUUGACUACAAAAUCUUCGAUAUUUGCUUGAUACUUAAGCAUUUAAAGUACAAAAACUAUUAAUACUAAUUAUAUAGAUAAAUAUAAAGAAAUGAACAGCAUCCAUUUCGAAAGUUUAUGGGAUAUUGUAAUGACUAUGAUUCGGCUAUGAGACGGUGUCUUAAGCAAGAGAGACUACGUCGGCAAAGAGCUAACUUAGAAGAUUCUAGAAAACGCCACGCCGAAAUUCAUGCCCGAAUUUUAGCAUCAGAGAGAGCGAAGGCAGCUGCUUCAGCAACAAACAGUUCAUAAACAUUUAUUAUAAUAUGGAGUACAAGAUUUUAGACUCGAUACCAGACAUAGCCAAUGUUAAGUCGUUCACAGACAGAUACUUCAGUAAAAGAUAUAUUCUAAAUGUUGAUGGUGUAGAGAACAAUGACAUAAUGCUCAUGUUUCACUCAAACCGAAUUACACUUUUGAGCUUGGCUCCGAGCCAUUUCUUUUUCAAGAAAGAUAUGAAAUACACCAUUAAUUUUUCAAUUGGUAAUGUGGAUCGUCUCAACAAUACUGUGAAGGGUAAAGGCAAGAAAGGUGGUCAGAUAUUGACACCAAACUCUAUUAUUUGUAAAAUAGAGUACAGUGAUGGCAGUAGUUUUGAUGUUCCUUGUGGCUUGAAGGGAACUCUGAUUGAGGUCAAUGAACAGCUGGUUAAACAUCCAGAACUGCUAAAAGAAAUGCCAGAUGCUAAUGGCUAUAUUGCAAUAAUUCUUUCCAGUAUUGCUAAUUCAGAGGCGGCAAAGAACAAGUUGUUGAGUCAUGAAGAAUAUAUUAAACUUUUUGAAAGUACAUAGCUUAUGUUAUAGUAUAAAUAGACUUUUGAUUAGAA